Limanda limanda (common dab) is the source of this 2637-nucleotide messenger RNA. Its product is annotated as ribonuclease inhibitor-like. Lineage: Eukaryota; Metazoa; Chordata; Actinopteri; Pleuronectiformes; Pleuronectidae. Gene Ontology annotation, molecular function: protein binding. The coding region runs from base 1268 to 1924 and encodes 218 amino acids. The record is from RefSeq and is a predicted model, not a curated record. The transcript has 5 exons.
AAGUAUCAUGUUGCAGCUAAUGAUAAGGCAAAGGGACUCCGGGGAAGAAGUCAAGUCAGCAAUAUGUAUUGGCAACCUGCGACUCUUCAGCCCCUCUGCAGUGGAUCCCUGUACAGUGCGUGUUGCGCAUAUUGUUCGCGAACGGUGAACUUAACGAAUCAGUUUUCAUAUGAUGAACGUGAGUGAACGUCGCGUUCACGUUCAUUUUUUAAGUCAUCAUCGUAUCAGCCCGUCAUGAAAUACCAGGAGCGAGUGAAUGUGUGUGUGUGUGUUUGCCCUCCCAGAUAGUGGACACACACACACACUGGCCCCGGGGCUCCGCCCCGCGCCCUGCUCACUCGCUCAAAGACUUACGUCCGGUGUGAACCUGGCAUCACACCGUGAGAUCAGAGCUCGUUCACGUGAAGCUCAGUGACUGACCGGCUGCUUCUUAACAGUGAAAACACAGAGUUUCUCUGGUCUCAGCUGCUCAGAGAUCAGCGCUGCAGCUUCUUGAUCAGUAAUAGUUAUAAUUUUAUCAUUAAAGAAGUUCAUAAAGAUAUUGCUAUUCAAGGAAGAAGGGAUACUGGGUUCGGUGGAGGUGUGACUCUCUGUCAGCUACAGUGCUUAAGAGAAACCUGGGGUUGUUUGUAUUUUCUUCUAGUAAUGUACAUUACUAGAAGAAAAUACACAUGUGGAGUAGUUGGCAGCUCUGGCUUUGUGGAGCCUGUUUAUAAACUUCAACACUACUCUUCCAGGCUAGGAGAUAUUCAACACGGUGGCUGGAGCGCCACUUCCUUUCUAUUUUUCUUGACGCUUGUUUUAAUUCAUGAGUCUUGGAAUUAUAUCACGUAGCUAAUUUGCUUUGUUUACUCUUUUCUUUUUUAGAGGCCCUUGAGUCUAAUGUAAAUCGUAAUGAGUCUGCAGAGCUAUAGCGGAGAGGGUCGAUCUCAGUGGAGCUAGGGUUUUUAAAGAAUUCUUUGGUUAUAUCGACAGAUAAUAUGGUGAUUGAAUGAAAUUGGAAAUAUUUCCUUACAUUCACCUGCUAUAUUCUCACAUGGACUCACUCAGAAACUUUAUUAGGAGGCUGCAGGAAAAGUUCUAGAAAAUGUGCAGAACAACUUGACUCAGAUUUCAGGUCUGAAAACAGAGACAGUGAUGUUUAGUCAAAGUCCUUUAUUUCCACACAUGAACUCAGUUUAAUUUACAGUUAAGUUUUAUUCUUUUAUUCAGGUUGUGGGGCGGCGGUCUGUCAGAAAACCGCUGUUCUUCUCUGGCUUCAGCUCUGAUGUCAAACCCCUCUCAUCUGAGAGGACUGUAUCUGGGCUUCGCCAACGACCCCCAGGACUCAGGAGUGAAGGAGCUGUGUGGUUUUCUACAGAGUCCAACCUGUCGACUGGAGACUCUGGGGUUGUGUGGCAGCAGACUGUCAGAGAUCAGCUUUUCUUCUCUGGCUUCAGCUCUGAGGUCAAACCCCUCUCAUAUGAGACAACUGAAUCUGAGCUACAACUACAACAUGCAGGACUCAGGAAUGAAGGAGCUGUGUGGUUUUCUACAGAGUCCAACCUGUCGACUGGAGUCUUUGAGGUUGGAGCAAUGCGGACUGUCGCAGAUCAGCUUUUCGUCUCUGGCUUCAGCUCUGAGGUCAAACCCCUCUCAUCUGAGAGAACUGAAUCUGACUAACAACUACCUGCAGGACUCAGGAGUGAAGGAGCUGUGUGGUUUUCUACAGAGUCCAACCUGUCGACUGGAGACUUUGAGGUUAGAUCGCUGCAGUCUGUCAGAGAUCAGCUGUUCUUCUCUGGCUUCAGCUCUGAGGUCAAACCCCUCUCAUCUAAGAAGACUGUAUCUGAGUAACAACCUCCUGCAGGACUCAGGAGUGAAGGAGCUGCUUGAUCUACAGCAGAGUUCAACCUGUCGACUUGAGACUGUGAGCUGGAAGUGAUCUUUGUUUAGCUGAGUGUGAAGAGGACAGUGUGUGUGGACGGAGGCUGAGUUGUGUCCUGAGGAUCCAGAGGCUGAAGCAGCAGCAGCUUGUGUGUAGAGCGGCUCUGACUGGGCCUUGUUGCUCCAGAGGAAUAAGAGGAGGUUGUUGUAAUAUGUAACUCCACCACAAGAUGGCCCUCCCUACGAUUUUGUUUAUUCACAUGAAAAAUGUGUUUAUUGAAAUGACACAACACAAGCAGAAUAUAUAAACCCUCUAUAAAGAGUCACAUGUGUGUUUAAGUUUCCUUUAUUCUGUUCCACUUUUGUCCCUCAGUAUGUCUCCAUGUGUGUAGAACUACAUUCUCUUUGUUUGUGAGCUGAAAGUUCCUGGAUUCACGUCACUAAUUGAUUUAGUUCAACACGAAGUUAAACACAAUCAAUUCACUUUGAGUUUGAAAUCAGACUUUGGUCUUUGACACUAAAGAUCAAAACUCUGGACUUAAAAAUGGGACGUUUUCAUUUCUGCAUCACGUUUGACCCACAGGUGGCGCUGUAGUAUAACAGCAGAACAUCCCAGUCAAUGCCUUUAUAUUCAGUCUAUGAGUCAAACACAUGGAUAAUUUCCUCUGUGACAAACCAGAUGUAAUGAGAAGAAUAACAUCUCAGAGAGAAAAGUUCUGUUUCUACUUGUCUCUGCUUUAAUGCUCAAUAAACAUCCUUCCAACAACUUCA